AUGGCUGAGGUCACUACAAAGAAGGAAAACCCGAACCUUCUGCUGGGUAGGUUCGAGCUGGGAAAACUCCUGGGGCACGGAACCUUCGCGAAGGUCCACCAUGCGCGGAACAUCAAAACCGGGGAUGGAGUGGCCAUCAAAAUCAUAAACAAGGAAAAGAUCCUCAAGGGCGGUUUGGUGUCUCACAUCAAGCGCGAGAUCUCCAUCCUCCGCCGCGUCCGCCAUCCCAACAUCGUCCAACUCUUCGAAGUCAUGGCCACCAAAACCAAGAUCUACUUCGUCAUGGAGUACAUCCGUGGUGGCGAGCUCUUCAACAAGGUCGCCAAGGGAAGGUUGAAGGAAGAAGUUGCCAGAAAGUACUUCCAGCAACUGGUUUCAGCGGUGGAGUUUUGCCACGCGCGUGGGGUGUUUCACAGGGACAUUAAGCCCGAGAACUUGUUACUGGACGAGGAUGGGAACCUUAAAGUCUCAGACUUUGGACUCAGUGCCGUGUCGGAUCAGAUUAGGCAGGACGGGCUGUUUCACACGUUUUGUGGGACACCUGCGUAUGUUGCUCCCGAGGUUUUGGCGCGGAAAGGGUAUGAUGGUGCCAAGGUUGAUAUUUGGUCCUGUGGGGUUGUUUUGUUUGUUUUGAUGGCAGGGUAUUUGCCUUUCCAUGACCGUAAUGUUAUGGCCAUGUAUAAGAAGAUUUACAAGGGUGAAUUUCGGUGUCCCAGAUGGUUCUCUCCUGAACUUACUAGACUUCUCUCUAGGCUUCUUGAUACCAACCCUCAGAGCAGGAUUUCUAUUCCUGAAAUCAUGGAGAAUCGGUGGUUCAAGAAGGGUUUCAAGCAGAUCAAGUUCUAUGUGGAGGAUGAUAGAGUUUGUAGCUUUGAUGAUAAGUUGCAGUUACAGCCCCAUGAUGGUGGUGGGGAUGAUGAUUUGGGGACAUCGGAUUCUGAGGUUGAAAUUCGGAGGAAGAAUAGUCAUACUAAUAGUAAUGCUUCGUUGCCCAGGCCUGCGAGUUUGAAUGCAUUUGACAUCAUAUCGUUUUCUCAGGGCUUUGAUCUCUCCGGGUUGUUCGAGGAAAAGGGGGAUGAGGCCAGGUUUGUGUCUUCUGCUCCUGUGUCUAAGAUUAUAUCCAAAUUGGAGGAGGUUGCUCAGCUGGUUAGCUUCACGGUGAGGAAGAAAGAUUGCAGGGUGAGCUUGGAGGGUUGUAGAGAAGGUGUGAAAGGGCCUUUGACCAUUGCUGCUGAGAUUUUUGAGUUGACACCUUCCUUGGUGGUGGUGGAGGUGAAGAAAAAGGGAGGGGAUAAGGCAGAGUAUGACAAGUUUUGUAACUCUGAGUUGAGGCCCGCGUUGGAGAAUUUGGUUACGGAGGAAUCUGCUUCUUCAUCUUGUCAAUCUACACACAUUGAAUCUGAACUGUAUCAACGAACACUCUCUGACUCUGCCCUUAACAUACAUUCGGAAAGUGAAAGUUUGUACCAACAAGACUUGGCUGAAGUAGAAAAAACUAGUAUCCGAAAACAUGGUGAAUCAAUAUUCGAAAUCUCAUAG
Molecule: messenger RNA, 1539 nt
Organism: Sphenostylis stenocarpa
Lineage: Eukaryota; Viridiplantae; Streptophyta; Magnoliopsida; Fabales; Fabaceae
Source: the annotation of a GenBank genome assembly